AUGGCCGUUCCAGGACCCCCUCCUAUUCUUCUGCUUCCGCUGGUUCUGCUGCUGCUGCUGCGGUGGGCGGCGGUGCCCGUGGCCUCCUACGCCCUCAGCCCGGGACGCACGCCCCAGCACAAGAUCCUCCACCUGGACUGGCCCAAUGACUGUGGCAUGUCCCACUUCAAACCCAACAUGGCCGAGAGGAUUGUGUCGGGGAACGAGGCCAAACCUCACUCCUGGCCCUGGCAGGUCUCGCUGCAGGUGCGCCCAAGGGGGAGUAAGCACUACAUUCAUGUCUGCGGAGGAACCCUCAUCCACAAGAACUGGAUCCUCACCGCCGCCCACUGCUUCCAAAAGGGUAAGGCGGAGGACGCUGCCAGCUGGCGGAUCGUCCUGGGGAAGCACCAACUCAAACGCUCCGAGAUCCCCGAGAGAGUGAUCCCCGUGAAGCGCAUCUACCGCCACGAGCACUUCCGCUACCCCACGCACAGCGAGCUGGACUAUGACAUCGCCCUGGUGAAAGCCGGUGCGGACAUUCUCCCGUCCAACUUUAUCCGCUACGCCUGCCUGCCGCGCAAGCAGACCAGCCUGAAGCCGGGACACUACUGCUGGGUCACGGGCUGGGGUGACACGCGGGGGGGGAAGGAGAACGUGUCUCUGGCCGAGUCCCUGAACCAGGCUCGCCUCCCCAUCAUCGACCACAAGACCUGCCGGCAGAAGAAGUUCUGGGGCGACCGCGUGCGUGACUCCAUGAUCUGCGCCGGCUUCAGAGACACUGAGGGCCCCCCCGCCGCAUGCCAGGGUGACUCCGGGGGUCCUCUGCUGUGCCAGCUGGGCAGGGACCGCUGGGAGGUGCACGGCGUGGUGAGCUUCGGGCCCAUCGGCUGCACGGUGGAGAACAAGCCCAGCGUGUUCACCCGCACCGCCGCCUACAUCCCCUGGAUCGAGGCCACGCGCAUCAGGGACUUCUUCCUGCACUGA
This is a messenger RNA of Gadus chalcogrammus (walleye pollock), 966 nucleotides long. RefSeq lists its product as uncharacterized. The coding region runs from base 1 to 966 and encodes 321 amino acids. Gene Ontology annotation, biological process: proteolysis. The transcript is spliced from 6 exons. Lineage: Eukaryota; Metazoa; Chordata; Actinopteri; Gadiformes; Gadidae. The record is from RefSeq and is a predicted model, not a curated record. Gene Ontology annotation, molecular function: serine-type endopeptidase activity.